Bacillus rossius redtenbacheri is the source of this 4833-nucleotide messenger RNA. RefSeq names its product serine/threonine-protein kinase VRK1-like. Gene Ontology annotation, biological process: signal transduction; peptidyl-serine phosphorylation. The transcript is spliced from 11 exons. The coding region runs from base 207 to 2207 and encodes 666 amino acids. The record is from RefSeq and is a predicted model, not a curated record. Gene Ontology annotation, molecular function: ATP binding; protein serine/threonine kinase activity. Gene Ontology annotation, cellular component: nucleus; cytoplasm. NCBI's taxonomy places the organism in Eukaryota, Metazoa, Arthropoda, Insecta, Phasmatodea, Bacillidae.
CGCACCCAAAUAAGCUGCAGAAAAUGGCGUAGAUUGUCGUUGGUAGUGUUAAAUUGCAAGUGUUUUUGACAGUUUGAGUUAGUACGAAAUAUGUUGACGGUUCGGAGUCAUUUUAAAGAAGUAGUAUUAUAUAGCACGUAAUUUUGUGUGUUUGAUGUUUUUCAUUCGUAUGUAUUUACCGAUAACAGGUUCAUUUCAUUUGGGAAAUGCGUCGACGAUAUUCGGAAAGUGAGCUAGACAACAAAAAGGAAGCUUGCAGGAAGAGAGUCUCCCCAAGUGGCACACGUUUGCCAGAUAACAUCAGUGAGGGGACCAUUUGUACCGACAUAACAGGGAAAAAAUGGAGGAUUGGCAGAUCGGCAGGAGUGGGAGGUUUUGGGGAAAUAUAUCUAGUUUCGGACGACACCUCAAAGCCAGUUGGAGAGGAUGCUCACCACGUUAUAAAAGUGGAACCCCACCACAGUGGGCCACUGUUCGUUGAGAGGAAUUUCUACGUGAGAGUGGCGAAGCAGGAAAUGAUUGACAAGUGGAAGCAAGAUCGGGGCUUGUCCCACCUGGGAAUAUCGCCGUAUGUGGCAUCUGGCUCUCACUCUCACCGGGGAAAACUGUAUCGCUUCCUUGUCUUGGAGAGGUUUGGCUCCGACCUUGGCAAGCUGUUCAAAAGCAGUGGCCAAAGAUUCCACUUGAAGACUGCUCUUUACAUUGCUCUGCAGAUUCUGGACACGCUGGAGUACAUCCACGACAAGGGCUACUGCCACGCGGACAUCAAGGACUCGAACAUCCUGCUGGGGCGCCGGAGAGGCACGGAGCACCGGGUGUUCCUGCUGGACUACGGCCUGGCCUCCGUGCUGUACAACGAGCACGGCAAGCACAAGGAGUACGGACCGGACGAGCGCAGGGCCCACGCCGGGACCAUCGAGUUUGUCAGCCGGGACGGCCAUCAGGGAGCUUGCUCCAGAAGAGGAGACCUGGAGACUCUGGGGUACAACCUCUUGCAAUGGCUGUGCGGCCGGCUGCCGUGGACAGACGACGCGAGUCCCGCCAAGCCGGAUUAUGUCUACCUGCAGAAGAAGUGGUUCAUGUCCAACAUAUCCAUGUGGAUCAAGAGGUGUUACUGUGAUGGCGAGCCUCCAGGUGCUCUGAUUCAGUAUUUUAAAUAUGUGACUGGUUUGAGUUUUGAGUCAAAGCCAAACUAUGCAUAUUGCAAGAUGAUUUUCAGGCAAGGAAUUAAGGAUGCUUGCUUUGUUGAUGAUGGAAAACUUGUUUUUGGAUUGAGUCCAUCUGUGAAGACAACUAAAAAGUUCUGUGGAAAGCGCAGAAUCUUGGAAGAACCUGAAAACCUUGAAAAUGGCAUACCUCUAAAAAUGUCAAAAGUAUGCCUGACACUGAAUGUGUUCAGGAAACCAUGUGUACCACACAACAUAAACAGGUUGACCCGGAACUCGCCGGGCUCGCAGGUCCUGCUGCGCUCCCAGCAGUUCAGCUGGACCAAGGUGCUGUCGGGCGACCCGGAGAAGAUCCUCUUCCCCGAGAAGAAGGCCCGCAGGGGCGGGCACGUGCGGCAGCUGGAGCUCCCGGGGACCAUGUUCCCCCACUCGCGGCUGGCCGGCAAGGUGCGCGAGAGGGUGCUGCCGGCCCCCGGGGACGAGGCGGAGGAGCGCGGAGGGCGAGACGGCCCGCCGCGCUGCGCCGCCUACACGCCCGCCAUGCUGCACGUCGUCAUGCGCAAGAAGCUCAGCAAGAUGGCCGUCGUCCCUGCCGCCAGGAGGCAGAGAAGCGACAGUUCCUACAGCAGUAGCUCGUCGGAGGUGCCAGCGUGCUUCCAAGGCUACAACCACGCCAUGAUGGAGGUGGCACGGAAGAUGCAGAAGAGGAAGCAGGCCGAGGCGCGGGAAGCGCUGGCGUGCUCGAGACGCGUCUGCAAGGCCUCUCCGAAGGCCAGGGCCAGGGCCAGCCCCAGCCCCAGCCCCAAGGCCUCCCGCGCCAAGCGCAGUCCUCGGGCGGCGCUCAAAACAAAGACUGUUGCCAAGAGGAAGGAGGCUUGUGCUGCUCUCAAAACUAGCGCACGAGCUGCCAAGAUAAGGGCACUGAAGCAAGCACAACUGAAGGCUCAAGCAAAAGCCCGCUCGCUCCACACGACCAGGGUGUUGCGCAGCAGUGUCGUCGCAGCGAGAGGAGCGCGGGGCACGCUACGGGACCUGGACUGAUGGCAACACUGACGUCAUGGGGCAAGUUGUGCCCUUAGCGAUGAUGCAAGGACUGCCGAGGCCAGUUGGUGCCGUGUGUUCUGAGCACCAGUGGUUCUAGUGCAGGUUGUGUUAUCGGCAGGACCACAAACAUCACAACAAACGUGGGUGGCUUUCUUUGAUGUGGACACGAAUAUAAUAUUAUUGUACAAGGAUGAUUUUGUAUCUAUUGCUCAUGCACAUGUUUUCAAAGCAAUUUUGUUAGAAAUUAAUUGGAUUUGUAAUGUAAAUCUUUGUGUAAUAUAUUUGCAUUUAAUAAUUUUAUUUUUGUUGUUACAUUUUAUAAAAUACCAUAUAUUGGAAUAUCCUAUUUUUUAAUAAUGAGCCUCUAGAUAGUGACAUGUGGUACAGCUUCCAAGUUUUGCCUAGUACCAUUUAUUGAGAAGUUGCGUUAUAGGAAUUUUUUUUUCCCCCCUCGAGUAGGUAUUUGUACUUAAGUUUCAGUGGUCGGUUGAGUUCUUGCUCUCUAGAAUUUUCUGCUUGAAGAAAACUUUUGAUUUAGUCAGCUACUACUCUUAACCUAUGACAGAAAAGUAAAAAAUCACAACCUAACUUAGGAAACAAGAAAAUAAAACCUUAGUAAUGAUUAGCAAGAGGUGUGUUGUUUUGUGACAUAUCUAGAUUAUCUAGAUUGUGACAUUGUGAGAGGAGCAAUUGCUGACCAGAGAAUGCACUGAGAACUUCCAUGAAUUGUGUUUAAUGUUGAAUUGGAAGGCAUUGCUGUAGAAAAUAUCAUGCUGUAAAGUAACAUAAUGUUCUCCUUAAAUAUGAAUACAUUCUUUUUCUUUAAAAAAAAAUGCUGUAGAGUGUAAAGUUUAAAACUGCAAAUUCAAAUGCACACUGUACUCAAAGUAAUUAUUCUUAAUUUUAAGUAUGGUACUGUUCUGCAAUUUCCCUUUAGCAAAUACUUGAAUAAUGGGCAGUCAUCAUUUUAUCACCUAACAGAAGAAAAAUGUGCAAUUUUUUAUAGAAAGGGGUUGUCCAUUAAUCACAUGAUGUUUUUUUAGCAAAUUUUCAAUCCCCCCCCCCUCCCCCCUAGUGAUUUGUGGUGAGGUUUUAGACUAACACCACCCCCCCCCCCCCCCCAUAAAUCACGUAUUUUUUGGUACAAAAUAUUUUUAAAAAUUUCAGAAUAUUAUCUUUAAAUAUAGGUAUAAUCUAAUUUAAUUCUGGAACAUUAAGCACAGUGAUAAAAAUGUCCAGACACACAUUAAGGUUGCAGGUUUAUUCUCACUGGCAUAAAAAUAUUAAAGGAAAGGGUUAUAUGUGAUUUACGCAUGUAUUCGGCUCCAAAAUCACAGUCUUACUGGUGACUGGCAAGCCGAGCCGGGUGGUUCAUGUUGCGGCGGGCGGGGAUAUUGUUGCCUGGCUACGGCGAGUGAAGGUCACGCGUCGCUUUUCGGUUUAGUAGAAAUUGGGCUAAAAAAUAAAUACACGUGAUAUCUCUCUACACCCCUCUCUCCCUUUGUUAUAUUUCGUGAUUUUUCCCGGACCCCUCCCCCCCCUUUCGAGCCUCACGUGAUUAAUGGACAAUCCCAAAGCCAAGUAGGUACUUUAGAGGUUUCCUUUUAAAAAGGUAUUUUGAAGUUAUCAGUUUUGGUUUGGAUGUUUGUGGAGCAGCAGUACUGCCAAGUGUUGCACAUUUUUCUUAACAGUAGCACAAAAAGUUAAUACGUAACCAUUGCAGUACCAUUUAUGCACUCUUAGUGAUCUGCAUACCAUUGCUUUAAUUUGUUUACUGUUCAGGUAAUCUGUUGAUAUACUAUAGUAAAUAUGCUAAUCCUUAAUUAUAAUUUGAGUAUUGGAAGUUAAUUUAAUUUUUUUUAGAGUUUUUAUUAUUUAAUUUUUUUUUUUUAAUAAUAUGUGUUUUAAGUAUGUACUUCUCAAGAGUUUUUAUUUUCAGUUCCAAGUGUAUGCUUCAUUGUGCAUUUUAAAAAUUAGAGAACGUUAAAAACUAAGAUUGCCUAAUUUUGAUCAAUUAAACCUAUUCUAAGUGUUGUUUGUUAAGAUAUUUACACGAAUCAAAUUUCUGUCAAACAUUGAAGGAAUAAAAUUGGUUUUCAUUAUCACAAUUCUUUGUUUCAUCUAAUAUGUAUCUUCAUUAUCUUUGAAACUUUGAGUUUUUUUUUUUUUAAUUUUCAUUAAUUUGUACUUGAGUAAUAAUUUACUUUAAUUCUCUGAAGUUUAAAAAAAAUAUUUUGUAUAAUAUGGAGGUGCAUAUUCCACAUUAAUAUAUUAAACAAAAAAGAUUGAGAAAAUUUGAUUCUCUAGCAGACUAUGUUUGUGACAGUAAGUGUAAAAUUUUUCACGCAUGUAGAUGUUGAUAUGAAUUGUGAUUGUAUCCAUCAGGGGUGGCAUUAAUGUAAAAUGUCUCGUUAUGAAUUGUUAUCUUGUGAUUUUUGUGUCAUUUGUGGAUGUGUGCUACGUAGCAUGAGUCUAAGUAAGUUGUAUAACUUCUAAAUAUUCCCCAAAUAUAUAUGUGUGCAUGUAACUUCAAAAUUACCAAUCUUAUUUUUCUGAUAGUAUUUGACAAUCAGAUUGUAUGAUCAUAGUUUUUUUACAAAAUAAAAAAAAAUUGUAAAAUUAA